AUGAAAGAUGAAGGAGUUGUGUUUAAGGAGUCACUCUUUAUUUUGAUUAUGAAGUAUCAUGGGAAGGCAGGGUUGCCUGGCCAAGCAACUAGGCUUUUGUUGGACAUGUGGGGUAUUUAUUCCUGUGACCCCACUUUUAAGUCUUACAAUGUUGUGUUGGAGGUUCUGGUUGAUGGUAAUUAUCCCAGAGUAGCACCUAAUGUUUUCUAUGACAUGUUAAGUAGAGGUGUUUCUCCGACCGUGCAUACGUUUGGUGUGGUCAUGAAAGCCUUGUGUAUGGUUAAUGAGGUUGAUUCCGCUAGCUCGCUUCUCAGGGACAUGGCGAAGCAUGGGUGUGACAUGUUUCGAUGUGCUUUGUCGACUGAUGUUCGGACCUUCAAUGAUGUCAUCUAUGGCCUCUGCGAGGCCAGUCGGAUUCAUGAGGCGGUGAAGUUGCUUGACCGAAUGCUCCUUCGUGGUUUCAGCGCCGAUGCUCGACUUAUGGAUAUUUAA
Molecule: messenger RNA, 492 nt
Organism: Sphenostylis stenocarpa
Lineage: Eukaryota; Viridiplantae; Streptophyta; Magnoliopsida; Fabales; Fabaceae
Source: the annotation of a GenBank genome assembly